Messenger RNA from Myotis brandtii (Brandt's bat), 813 nucleotides. RefSeq names its product SNAP-associated protein (gene SNAPIN). The coding region runs from base 1 to 324 and encodes 107 amino acids. Gene Ontology annotation, molecular function: SNARE binding. The transcript is spliced from 4 exons. Gene Ontology annotation, biological process: intracellular protein transport; lysosome localization; lysosome organization. Gene Ontology annotation, cellular component: BORC complex; synaptic vesicle; BLOC-1 complex. Lineage: Eukaryota; Metazoa; Chordata; Mammalia; Chiroptera; Vespertilionidae. The record is from RefSeq and is a predicted model, not a curated record.
AUGAACGAAUCCUUGGUCCCGUUGCUUGACCCUGUAGGUCUUGCAUUUCUUUGCAGAGAAAGCCAGGUAGAGCUGCGGGAACAAAUCGACAACCUGGCUACCGAGCUGUGCCGUAUCAAUGAGGAUCAGAAAGUGGCCCUGGAUCUCGAUCCCUAUGUAAAGAAGCUCCUUAACGCCCGGCGACGAGUUGUCUUGGUCAAUAACAUUCUGCAGAACGCCCAGGAGCGGCUGAGGCGGCUAAACCACAGUGUUGCCAAGGAAACAGCCCGAAGAAGGGCAAUGCUGGAUUCAGGAGUUUACCCCCCUGGCUCCCCAAGCAAGUAACAGAAGAUGGGCCUCAGAAUAGCUCAAGUACUAUCCCCACCUGCCUCAUUUCCUUCAGGACACCCUAUUAACCCUGGGACACCAAGGCAAUCCUAUGGAUUGUGUUUGAAGCACUCGAACAGUCGUACCCAUUUAUGUGGGGGUCCACGGAAAUCUGUUCAGCAGGACUCAGGGUCCCAAAGGAUUUAUUCCAGCUCUUCCUUCCAAGAAUGAGCUGAGACCUCGACAUUUUUUAAAGGAACAUACUCGUUUCACCUCUACCUUCAAAUCUAGUUAACCAGGGAGGGGCUUCUUGUUACAUGGCUGGCAAAGUUGGUAGUUGUUGGGGCCUGGGCAGCACACCCCUCUACCUGUGACUUCCCAUUUUCCUGUUUAUGCUUAGGAUUUGGAGAGGGCAGGCAGUCACCCAUCCACCCUGUUGUACAUUUCACUGGCUUGAACACAGUAGUCUUGCUGGAACCAUUUAAUUCAAUAAAUGCUUAAACAAUA